ACGCGAAAUCUAGUGAGUCGCUGGUGCUGCGACUCGCGGGUAGGGGAAUGGAAUAAAAGUGCCAGCCGCAGACCGCCAUAUUGCAUUGCAUUGAAGAGAUUCUCGUCGAGAACAUCAGUUGUGUAUUCUAGUUCAAGUUUUUUUUAAAGUAACAAAAUGAGGGAAAUUGUUCACAUUCAAGCCGGCCAAUGUGGAAACCAGAUUGGAGCUAAGUUCUGGGAAAUCAUCUCCGAUGAGCACGGUAUUGACCCCACUGGGGCCUACCAUGGAGACUCCGACCUCCAAUUGGAAAGGAUUAAUGUUUAUUACAACGAAGCAUCCGGUGGAAAGUAUGUGCCUCGUGCCAUCCUGGUCGACUUGGAACCGGGAACUAUGGAUUCUGUCAGAUCGGGACCUUUUGGACAAAUCUUCAGGCCGGACAACUUCGUGUUUGGACAGUCUGGGGCCGGAAACAACUGGGCCAAAGGACAUUACACCGAAGGAGCCGAAUUGGUAGACUCAGUGCUGGAUGUCGUGAGAAAAGAGGCAGAAUCCUGCGACUGUUUACAAGGAUUCCAAUUGACACACUCGCUUGGAGGUGGAACCGGCUCUGGAAUGGGAACUCUAUUAAUUUCCAAGAUCAGAGAAGAAUACCCCGACAGGAUCAUGAACACUUACUCAGUAGUCCCCUCGCCCAAAGUAUCUGAUACAGUAGUGGAACCAUACAAUGCCACACUCUCUGUUCAUCAACUGGUUGAAAACACCGACGAAACUUACUGCAUUGAUAACGAAGCUCUCUACGACAUCUGCUUUAGAACUCUGAAACUCACCACACCCACAUACGGAGAUUUGAACCAUCUUGUAUCGCUCACCAUGUCUGGAGUAACCACAUGUUUGAGGUUCCCCGGUCAACUGAACGCUGAUCUUCGCAAACUGGCUGUAAACAUGGUUCCUUUCCCACGUCUGCACUUCUUCAUGCCUGGAUUCGC
Dendroctonus ponderosae (mountain pine beetle) is the source of this 968-nucleotide messenger RNA. RefSeq names its product tubulin beta-1 chain. The record is from RefSeq and is a predicted model, not a curated record. Gene Ontology annotation, cellular component: microtubule; cytoplasm. Gene Ontology annotation, biological process: microtubule cytoskeleton organization; mitotic cell cycle. NCBI's taxonomy places the organism in Eukaryota, Metazoa, Arthropoda, Insecta, Coleoptera, Curculionidae. Gene Ontology annotation, molecular function: GTPase activity; GTP binding; structural constituent of cytoskeleton.